UCUACUAAUACAUUUACCGGAAGAAGCAAUACUUGGAGGACCGGUUCACAUGAGGUGGAUGUAUCCUUUUGAAAGGUAUAUGAAAAAAUUGAAGAAUUAUGUCCGUAACAAAGCACGUCCAGAGGGCUCAAUAGCAGAAGGAUAUGUGGUUGAUGAGGCAUUAACAUUUUGCUCCAUGUACUUGAAAGGUGUUGAGACAAAGUUCAAUCGUCCAGACCGAAAUGUAGAUGUUGGUCCAUCACUUAAAAAGAUGUCGGUCUUUCGAUCUCAGGGUCGUCCAAUUGGUAAGAAAUCAUUGACAAUUUUGGAAGAUGAAGUGAAGAAAAUAGCAGAUUGGUAUAUUCUAAACAACUGCAAUGAGAUCUUGCCAUAUCUUCGAGAGCAUAGGGAAAUUUUACAGACUAGAGGUGUUGAAAACCUAGACCAAUUACAUAGAGAGGAAUUUCCUAAUUGGUUUUAUAAUAAGAUUUAUCAUCUUCGACAAACAGGAUCCUUGGAAGUAGAUGAAGAAUUAAUCUCUUUAGCAAACGGUUCUUCAACUCGUGUUGCGUCGUACCCUGGGUGUGUUGUAAAUGGAGUAAGAUUUUUGUGUUAUGACAGGGACAAGAAUCGCAAAACUCAAAAUAGUGGAGUCUCUGUAGCGGGUGUCGAAAAUAGUACUUAUUACGGCCAGUUGGAAGAAGUUUUAGUGAUGUCUUAUCUUUCUGGUUGUUCUGUUGUAUUAUUUAAGUGCAAAUGGUUUGACACUAAUCGGUCUUCAGGAUUAAAGUUUGAGCAAAACAUAACGAGUAUCAAAACCAGUUCGGAGGCCUUCAAAGAUGAUAAAUUUAUCUUAGCAACUCAGGCUAACCAAGUUUUCUACAUUGAAGACCUUAAAAAUAAAUCUCAUUGGAAAGUCGUCCAAGAAGUGCAUCACAGAAAUGUGUGGGACAUCCCACUAGUUGAAGAACAAGCGGAGGAUGUAGAAGUAGAUGUUAUGCACGACACUAGUUCCUCUAAUUUCCAAUUAUUCUUCUUAGAUUUGUUCUAG
Molecule: messenger RNA, 1030 nt
Organism: Humulus lupulus (European hop)
Lineage: Eukaryota; Viridiplantae; Streptophyta; Magnoliopsida; Rosales; Cannabaceae
Exons: 3
Coding region: 50-1030 (326 amino acids)
Source: RefSeq, a predicted model, not a curated record